GAGGUGAACCUUGCUGCACACGGAGAAAUCAACUGCAUCCAUUUCGACACCAACAUGACUGACAAAGAUCACCAACGCCCAUGAAGAGCCAGUAGGAAAUGAGUGGUGUAGAGAGAGGAGCCUGCUGCUGAGAGAGAGAGAGAGAGAGAGAGGGAGAGAGAGAGAGAGAGAAUAUCCCCAUAGCGCCACACUGCCAGCAUCGUCCUGUUUGUCCGCCUGUCGCAUCGCCCUUUCCUGGAUUUUACCCAGCCUUUUCUACGAGUCUUUCCUUCUCUCCUACGUUUUCUUUUUAUUCCAUCCUUUCUUUAAAACCUCAAAAAUGGCAACGAGGAUCGACAAAGAGGCUUGUAGAGACGCUUAUAACCUGGUCCGAGAUGAUAACACAGAUAUAAGCUGGGCAUCCUUUAAGUAUGACGGGCCAACAAUUGUGCCAGCAGGACAUGGGACCGAUUAUGAAGAAUUUAAAAGCCAAUGUACAGACGAUGCCCGUCUGUUUGGUUUCGUGAGGAUCACAACAGGAGAUGCCAUGAGCAAACGGGCCAAGUUCACCCUCAUCACCUGGAUUGGGGAGAACGUGAGUGGACUGCAGAGGGCUAAGAUCAGCACAGACAAAACACUGGUGAAAGACGUCUGCCAGAACUUCGCUAAAGAGUUCAUGGUGAGCGAUAUUCGGGAGCUGGAAGAAGACUACAUCCGAAACGAGCUGAAGAAGGCUGGUGGUGCAAACUACGACGCUCAGGCAGAAUAGAUUCUAGCAGGGUGUGCACAGAGGAAUGGGGUUGGGGGGGUCAUCAAAACUGGGAGAAAGAGUAGGGGAAACUUUUCAUCUUGCGCUCUCCUCAAAUACCUAUACACAAACACACACACAUACAUGCACACACACACACACACACGCACGCACAUACGCUCUUCUGUCCUUCUUCUACUGUGGUCAUGAUUGGUUUAUCUGCUGUUUAUAUCCUGUGCAUCAUCUCACACUCAUCUCGAGUGCAGACCUUGUUUUUGUGUUUAGUAUAACAACUAUAACUGGAGUUUGAGUCAAAGAAGCUCCUUUUGUUCUCGAUUGGACCUGACAAUGUUACAUCCUCGAACAAUUUCGAAGUUUCUUUCAACUCAUGGUUCAAGUUCCUUCCACUUUAUUUCUGUCAUUGUUCUUCCUUAUCUAAAUACAGACCACUGUGUUUACGGCCUUAAUCUCCCAUGGAGAGAGGUGCAUCAUGGAUGUAUGCGUUUGUGUGUAUGUGUACGAGUCUGUAUGUUUGCAGACGCUGCACUGUGACUCACUCGGCUCCAGGUAGUUUUUGGGAUUUCAGACACUUUAUAGCUCUGGAAAACAGUUUGACUGUGCAGGCUAUGGUGUUGUCGUUCAACCUGACUGUGGAGCAGCCAUUUCUCUGGUGUAGCCUUUCUUUUAGUCAUUUAAAUUGAAAUUAAGUCAAUUUUUCAUUAAAAAAAAAGAAAAUUAUGCAGAAUUUUUUUGUUUGAAAACGGAAGAUGUCAAUAAAGAAAGAAAACAUGUCAUGUGCACAAACAUUAUGAAUCAUUUCAGAAUAAAAGAUGUUGUUGUUUUUUUUAAUCAAAAA
Molecule: messenger RNA, 1583 nt
Organism: Ictalurus furcatus (blue catfish)
Lineage: Eukaryota; Metazoa; Chordata; Actinopteri; Siluriformes; Ictaluridae
Gene: cotl1
Product: coactosin-like F-actin binding protein 1
Exons: 4
Coding region: 320-748 (142 amino acids)
Biological process (GO): regulation of actin filament polymerization
Cellular component (GO): cortical actin cytoskeleton; site of polarized growth; actin filament
Molecular function (GO): actin filament binding
Source: RefSeq, a predicted model, not a curated record